AUGUCAGACUACGUCCCAAUCACCCCGAAGCCUGCUCAAGACUCCCACGACGCAGGCUCGGCCUCCACGGAUGGCAUCGACCACAAGCGACGCCGAGUUGGUGUCUCUAUAGCUUGUAACGACUGCCGCCGCAAGAAGGUCCGGUGUGACGGCCGAAGACCGGUGUGUUCAGGAUGUGAGAAUACGCAGAUCAAGUGUGUAUACAGGGAUGACUCUGGUCUAUCAGAUGAGUCCCAAUCGCUACUGCUCGAGGUCUUUCGUACCCUGAAUUCUCUUCCCGACGACCAGGUCCUAGAAAGGGUGCGAAGCCUGAAGAGAGAGAUUGAUCCCUCGGCCAUCCUUUCCAAUCUGAGAGGCCGAGCCAUCACUCUGCCCCAUGCGAAUUCAUCCGGCGAGUCGGCGAUGAUGAGCGACGUUUUCCAAACGAUGGAACUAGGACCUCAAUUUCCAAAUGCAUAUCCUACAAUACCAGUUCUGGACCUCGAAACUCUUGGAGAUGCCACAUACCAGCAGUUGGUUCAGGCGACGAAAAGAGACUCGGACACGGGGCAUGCGGGAGGACACGCACGACCCCUUUGCGAUAGCCGUCUCGCCAACUUGAACAUCAGCGACUGGACCAACGUGUCAGUGAACAACAGUUAUGCGGCUCGUGCCAUUUCUCUCUACCUCGAGACGGAUCAUCCCUUGCUCGGAUUCUUUGAACCAAACGGGUUUGUCUCUGAUCUCGCUACCGGCAAGACGGACUAUUGCUCCCGGAUGCUUGUUAAUGCGCUUCUGUACUGGGCAUGCGUAAGUCCUCGUUCGCUGUAUUGUGCGCAAGACCCAGAGAGCGGCUCCUUGGCACUCAGUUUCUGCUCCGAGGCAGAAUCACUCUGGGAAACCGAGCGCAACAAUGACUCGGUAAUGAACUUGGCAGCCGUCCAAUUCAUGACAUUGGGUUACUUGGGCCAGGGAAGGGAUCAUGCCGUCCUGGCCUAUCUCAACGAGGCUUCUCAAAUGGCUGUACACAUGGGCCUCUUUGGAGUUGCGGGUAAUUACAAGCAACAAGAGAUCAGUAGCUUGCAUGAGCCAGCAAGGAGCGCCCAGUUAUACGCGGCCUGGGGGUCGUUUAACUGGAUAACCCACAUGUCCCUGUUCUAUCGCCAGCCCGGCCUACAGUGCCCCAAGAUCCCGCCCAGGUUACCCAUUCCGGGAAAUCCAGAGAUACACCAACCACUAUCCGACAACCCAGGCACCUCAGAGACUGACCCCGACCCCCCGUAUAUGGGAGGUGUCUUUCCUUAUCUCUGUCAAUUCUGGUCCAUACUACAUGAACUAGCUUUGCUGUAUAGAAGCAAAGGGCCGCUCAAAGGCGAUCGCAGGACUCUUUGCUUCGCAGAAUUCAAGUUCCGGGAGCUACUGGCCUGGAGUAACCGCCUACCUUCGAGACUAUCUCGAAACGACAAAAGCCCGCACUAUGUGCAAAUCUUGCACAUAUGGCUCCACGCCGCUAUCCUCGACUUGUUCAGGUUCUCAAUGACCAGUGACCUGAAGAGCCUGCAUCUGAGAACCUUCACAAGCCCUUACAGCACACCAGAGACUGUGUGCAUUGCGUCAGCUCGCCAGCUGAAACAGCUCGUCAUCAACUACAGGCUCAACUUCACCUCUUCUUCCUACACCAUCCUCUGGCACACUGCCUUGACAUACCUCGCCAACGCCAUCCUGCAGAACCCCAAGGAGGAGAACUGGUUCUUCUACUUCCUGCUCUGCGUCUACGGCUACGAACGACUGCGCCCUUGCUGGCGCGUCACACAAGCCAUCUCAACGGCGCUGAUAUCGAUGGCGCUGCGCAAAGGCGACAUUACAAGCCCGACUGCACGUCAGCUAUUGAGCGACAUCAGCGACAACAAAAGCUAUCAACUGGACGGCGACGUCAGGGCGACGUUCAUGAUGGACCUGGAGCUGGCGACGUCGGAUCCUGAAUCUGCGAGCGUGGAAAGGAUGGCUCAGGACUUUGACCAGAACCUUUUGCUUCAACAGUACACAAACAUCUUUGACAGGUGA
Molecule: messenger RNA, 2043 nt
Organism: Trichoderma citrinoviride
Lineage: Eukaryota; Fungi; Ascomycota; Sordariomycetes; Hypocreales; Hypocreaceae
Product: N-terminal fungal transcription regulatory domain-containing protein
Exons: 5
Coding region: 1-2043 (680 amino acids)
Biological process (GO): regulation of DNA-templated transcription
Molecular function (GO): zinc ion binding; DNA-binding transcription factor activity, RNA polymerase II-specific
Source: RefSeq, a predicted model, not a curated record